AUGGAAGCGGCGGCGGGCCCCGUCGCUCUUGCACAGAAAGGCGUUGAACCCUCAGAAGAAUCCCCUCUGCAGGAGCCUUUGCCUGGUUACUCGUUCGCGGUGGCGGCUCCUGAGCCUCAGCCCAGCGAGGCGGCGUUGCCUCCAUCUGCGUCUGUGGCGUCGAGUAGAACUGCGCACUCGGAGGCCGGCGAAGGCUGCGGGACCUCGUUUCGUGUGCCUACGUCCGUCUCGCGCCGGGAAGGGCUGGACGUGGCACCGGUUUCACGCUCGCCAAGUCUCAUAAGUGGAAAAGCAGGCAGGAGCGCCGUGUUGGCUGUCGAGCUGCCGCCGGCCGGUCCCGUGGAGACGUUUCUGUCGUGGUGCUGUGUGGGGUGUCUCCGCAAAGUCUUCUCGCGUACCCGCUGGCACUACCUCUUCUUCAUCUCCCUCUACGCGUUCUUCAUCGGUCCGCUCUAUCUGAACUGGGCGCCGCUGCGCCAAGUUCUGUUCAAAAGCGGCGCGUACAAAUGGGAGUGCGAUCCCGAGGAAGCAGACCCCACGUCGCUGCGGUACAUCCACCCCGACCAUGACACCUGCGUCGAGCAGCGCCUGCGCGUCGGCCACCUGUUCACCGUGUGCGCCGCCGCAGACUACGGUUUUUCCUUUUUCGGCGGGCUCGCGAUGGAUAUGCUGGGCCCCAAGAUCGCGUCGCUCCUCGGCUCCUCCUCGAUGCUCGCAGGCUGGCUGCUGCUGUCGGUCUCCUCCGAGUCUGUGCAGAUGCUGAUUCCUGGAUUUGCGCUCUUCGGCCUGGGCAUCGACAUGGCUUUCUACGGGACUCUCUCGGUCGCGGCGCUCUUCCCCGGGCACGAGAACGCCAUCAUGGCCAUUGUCGUCGCGAUGCGGGCGCUUUCGUACAUGACGCCCGUCGUGCUCGACAGCUUGACGUCGGCGCUGCCCUACAUCGCCGUCAUGCUGGGCUUCGCGCUCCUCUGUCUCCUUCCCGCGGUGAUCAUUGCCUUCAUCUACGCGCCCUGGAAACCCUUCCCGAAAAGCGCGCACACGGCCGCGCUGACCGCCGAGGAGCACGCGCGGCUCUCUUGUUCGCUGGACGUCGUGAGCUCCGCGCCGCGCCGGUCCUCUGUGGGGUUGCAGUGCGCAACCUGCGGCCGUCCGAUCCUCGCCGCCGAGAGCGAAGGCCUCGACAGGCCCGACAGAUCCGACGCGCCUCACCACGGCGAAGAGCGCAGCACGCUGGACGAUGACCAGGCCAUUCGCCGGCCGCGCACAAGCGGCUCCUCCUGCCUCGACUACGCGUCGAUUAGCCACCGCGCCAGCGCACUCUCUGGCGGCCUCUUGCCGCUGCGGUGCCGCGCGUGCCGCGGAAGCGGGUCCGUCGGGUUUCCAGAGGGCGGACUCUACGGAGAGCUCUCCGCCGACUUCACUGAAGAGCAGCGCCAGCUCGAACACCAGCUGGGUCAGCUCCCCGGCCGCGGCGCCGCGGCGGAGGGCGCGCUCGCGGCCGCCCUCGUCGCGGUUCGCCUCAUCAGCGGAGAGUCGGGCUUGCCGGACCCGCCCGCGGUGUUGGGCGAGAGCCGGGAGGAUCGAGGCCGCCGAGCCAGAGAGCGCGAGGAAGAGCGACGCGCCAGCGCCUCAGACAUCUUCAGGGUCUACUCGCCCCGCGAAGCCCGGCACGAGGGGACCGGCGCGCCAGCAGGCCCGCGGGACGGGGAGGGGGCCGACAAAGACCACGGCCUCGCGAGCAGACUCGAAGUGAAAUCCGCGGAUGCCACGCCGCGGGGCCCGCUGCACGCCGCAAGCGGCGGCGAGCCUGCGGGAGGCGCAGGCUCGGGGUCGGGCAGCGGCUUCCUGCCGGAGCUGUCGCCGCCGUUGGGGCUGGGGGAGCGCGAGAAGCCGAGCUCUGGGGAGGCUUCUGCAUGCGGCGGCAAAGCCCGCGAAGACCGGUCGGGUCUUGCAAGCAGCGGGCUGGCGAGUGUGUCGUCGCAGCGCGUGGAGAGCCUUGCGCGCACGCACGCCUCUGCAGGAGCGCAUCGAGCUUCGCAGGACGGCGCGGACGCGAGGCGCGAGCGCAGCAGCGCUGGAGGGGAAGGCCGGGGGGCGCCGGUACACUCGGUUUCCUCCCCGUACUCGAUGGCUUCCGCGAGGUCGCGUUGCGAUGAAGAGAUCCGCCGGGCGCCGAGCAUGCGGCAGUACCCCAACACGUGUCUGGGCCGUCUGCGUUUCUUCCGCGACACGCUUCGCGCGCACCCGUACGUCGUAGACAGUCUCGCGUUCACUCGCGACUUCAUCUUGUCGCCGAUGUACGUUCCGCUGGUGCCUUACUUCACGAUUGCGUUGAUUCGCGCGAUCUACUUUAACGACGCGUCCGAAGACCUCGUCCCAAACAGCCUGCGGUUCCUCCACAUCAUUCUGGGCUUUGUUUUCGUCGCGCCUCCGUUCGCCGGGGUCAUUGCAGACUACUUCGGCAUCAUCGUCUGCAUGGUGUUGAUCAACACGUGCGGCACGCUGGUCGUCGUCGCGGCGCUGAUUGCAUACGAGGUCCACGUCGUCUUCUUUGAGUACUGCGCGUCCUUCAUGUUCAUGCUCAACAUGGCGCUGAUGACAAACCAGGUCUAUUUUUACGUCGCCGACACGUUUCCGCAGCGCCACCUGGGGAAGCUCUGCGGCUUCGCCUGCACCAUCGGCGGCGUCCUCUCGCUGUGCGUGACGCCCAUGUUUGAGUUCUCCGUCAAGACUGCCGGCGGGUUCACCAUCAUGCUCAGCCUCCUCGUUGGCCUCUCCGUCAUCACCUACAUCCUCAUUGGCCUGCUGCAGUGCACUGCGAGCAGAAACCAAGCCAAGAACAAGGCCGAGGGCGCGUUGGGUCCCGGCGGGUUUGGAGGAGACGCCGGCGCCGGGCGCAGGCGCCUCCACACGCCCGGCGGCGAGAGCCAGCCGACCACGUCCAGAGACAGCGCCACGGCGGCGCGAAGAAGGCUGACAGACGAUGACCUCAGCAUCCACGCGCGACCCGAAGCGAGCUUGUCUGCAACGUACGGCCUCGCGUCGGAUUUUGUGUAG
This is a messenger RNA of Besnoitia besnoiti, 3057 nucleotides long. RefSeq lists its product as uncharacterized. NCBI's taxonomy places the organism in Eukaryota, Apicomplexa, Conoidasida, Eucoccidiorida, Sarcocystidae. The record is from RefSeq and is a predicted model, not a curated record. Bases 1 to 3057 code for a protein of 1018 amino acids. The transcript has a single exon.